Messenger RNA from Salarias fasciatus (jewelled blenny), 1848 nucleotides. It is a transcript of the gene cacnb3a, whose product is annotated as calcium channel, voltage-dependent, beta 3a. The coding region runs from base 119 to 1837 and encodes 572 amino acids. Gene Ontology annotation, biological process: calcium ion transmembrane transport. Gene Ontology annotation, molecular function: protein binding; voltage-gated calcium channel activity. The transcript is spliced from 14 exons. The record is from RefSeq and is a predicted model, not a curated record. NCBI's taxonomy places the organism in Eukaryota, Metazoa, Chordata, Actinopteri, Blenniiformes, Blenniidae. Gene Ontology annotation, cellular component: voltage-gated calcium channel complex.
GUCCCCCGCAUGCCUCGUCCUCGCUCCCCUCACUGCAUUUAGAUGUAUUCGGCGCCUCUUCUUGCUUCCUCCGGUAACCCAUGUCUGUGUGCAUCCCGCCUCCCUGCGCUCUCAAUAGAUGGUGCAAGUCAAAAUGUCCAAAUCGCCCGUAGACCCUCUGUCUGCUGUGGAAACCGGCUCCCAGUCGCACUAUUUCCAGCUUCCCAGGAAGUUGCCUAAGCGCAAGAGCCGCUUCAAACGCUCUGAUGGCAGCACAUCUUCUGACACAACCUCCAGUUUCAUCAAACGACAGGGGUCAGCUGAUUCCUACACCAGUAGACCGUCUGAUUCAGACCUGUCAGCAGAGGAGGACCGCGAGGCGUAUCGGCGUGAAGCCGAGCGCCAGGCACAACAGCAGCUCGACAGAGCUAAGUCCAAACCUGUAGCUUUUGCAGUAAAGACGAACGUGAGUUACUGUGGAGCUCUCGAUGAGGACUGUCCUGUCCAAGGAGCUGCCGUCAAUUUUGAUGCCAAAGACUUCCUGCACAUCAAAGAAAAGUACAAUAAUGACUGGUGGAUCGGCCGGCUAGUGAAGGAAGGUGCAGACAUCACCUUCAUCCCCAGCCCUCUGCGACUGGAGGCCAUGCGGCUCAAACAGGAGCAGAAGCAGAGGAAAACAGGAGGUAACUCCUCCAGUUUAGGUGAUAUGGUGACAGGAGGCUGGAGGACCACGCCGCCAUCUGCAGGUGAAACUAAACAGAAGCAAAAACAGGAGCAUGUCCCUCCGUAUGACGUGGUGCCCUCCAUGAGGCCGGUGGUCCUCGUGGGACCAUCGCUGAAGGGCUACGAGGUGACAGAUAUGAUGCAGAAAGCUCUUUUUGAUUUCCUGAAACACAGAUUUGAUGGAAAAAUCUCAAUCACCCGAGUAACUGCCGACCUGUCCUUAGCCAAGAGAUCUGUCCUCAACAAAAGGCCCAUCAUGGAGAGAUCCAACACUCGCUCCAGCCUCGCCGAGGUGCAGAGUGAGAUCGAGAGGAUAUUCGAGCUCGCCAAAACCCUGCAGCUGGUGGUCCUGGACGCCGACACCAUCAACCAUCCCGCACAGCUCGCCAAAACGUCCCUCGCGCCCAUCAUCGUCUACGUCAAAGUUUCCUCGCCAAAGGUGCUCCAGAGGCUGAUCAAAUCCAGGGGCAAGUCUCAGAGCAAGCACCUGAACGUGCAGAUGAUGGCUGCCGACAAACUCUCUCAGUGCCCCCCCGAUAUGUUUGAUGUCAUUUUGGAUGAAAACCAGCUGGAGGACGCCUGCGAGCACUUGGCCGAGUACCUGGAGGUUUACUGGCGCGCCACUCACCUGCCGGGCAACACCCCUCUGAACCCCUUACUGGAGCAGAGCCUGAUGACCCCGCCCUCCGCCAUCUCCAGCCUGCAGAACAAGAACCAGCCGCUGCCUCGCGAGGCGACGGGCCUGGUGGGCGAGGAGGAGGAGGAGGAGGAGGCCGGCGAGGAGGCCCACUCCCCCCUGGAGCAGGACAGCCUCAUGCCGUCCGACGAGGCCAGCGACUCCCUGUCCCGCGGCCGGAGGGGCAGCCCGUGCCACAGGGGGGGCGAGGAGGACGAGGAGGAGGAGGAAGAGGAGGAGGAGGAAGAGGAGGAGGAGGAGGACGACGAGUACGCCUCCCCCUGCCACGCUCGCUCCUACAGGGACGCGUACCACCCUCACCGCGGGCACGCGGGCGGCGCCCACAGCGCCAACGGACACGAGUCACAGGACCGGCUGCUCCAGCGCGACGCCCAGCAAGGCCACAACCAGAGGAACAACCGGCAGCGCAGCCGCCCCUGGCCCCGAGACACCUACUGAGACCGGGGCCC